This is a messenger RNA of Lathyrus oleraceus (garden pea), 2159 nucleotides long. Its product is annotated as ATP synthase subunit a. Gene Ontology annotation, biological process: proton motive force-driven ATP synthesis. The transcript has a single exon. Gene Ontology annotation, cellular component: proton-transporting ATP synthase complex. Bases 697 to 1560 code for a protein of 287 amino acids. The record is from RefSeq and is a predicted model, not a curated record. NCBI's taxonomy places the organism in Eukaryota, Viridiplantae, Streptophyta, Magnoliopsida, Fabales, Fabaceae. Gene Ontology annotation, molecular function: proton-transporting ATP synthase activity, rotational mechanism.
AGUCUAGAACAUCUUCCGACCGUUGGCUGCUUGCUCUCUGGACUCCUGGAGCUACUUCCUUUGAGUUGCAUCGAAGAGAGUCUCUUAUAAGCAAGUUCCUGUCAAAGGGAAUCAUUAUUCGUAAGUUCCCGUGUGUAAAAGUUGCCUAUUCAAAUAAAAAGGGCGAAAACAAACCUCUUGCUCUAUCUUGCGUCCCUCCAUCCCAGAUCUCUAGGAACAGGGCUGACAGCAACACCAUUAAUCGAACGAGUCGGAGAAUCUCACAUGGUGCCGUUCUAACUCGUUACGCACGCAAUUGACGUAGCAGACCUCUUGCAUGAUUGUUUCAAUCAAUGAUGUAUUCAAUCAAGACAAGAAAGAUACGUCGUAAUAAGAUCAGGUUACAUAAAGGGUCUGUGAGGGAACAUCAAGAAAGAGGAUCAGACCAAGUGCGAGAUUGGAUCAAAAAUAGCGUAUGAAAGGAUUAUGGUCUUUCUAGUACAGUACGAUCGAUCAAGUCAUUCAGUAAAGUCUCUUCGCGUUGUGUUUAUGGAAUUCUAUUAGAGCGGGUAGUUGAUAUUGCUCCCGAUAAAUUCUUUCCUUUUUCGUUUGUGCAUCUUUCUCCCUUGCAUUUCUGGAUCAACCAACCGGCUAUUUCCUUUUCGACAAGUCUUUUCUCAUUGCUUAAAGUAAAGCAGAAUUUUAACUUAACUCGCCAUGAACUUGUACUUCCAGUUAGACUUAUACUUAUACAACGACAACUUAUACUUAUACUUAGAGUCGGGGGUGGUUCCCAGCCCUCUUGAACAAUUUGAGAUAAUCCCUUUUCUUCCUAUGAAGAUAGGUGACUUGUAUUUCUCAUUCACAAAUCCCUCUUUGUUUAUGCUGCUCACUCUCAGUUUGGUCUUACUGCUGGUUCAUUUUGUUACUAAAAAGGGAGGAGGAAAGUCAGUACCCAAUGCUUGGCAAUCCUUGGUAGAGCUUAUUUAUGAUUUCGUGCCGAACCUGGUAAACGAACAAAUAGGUGGUCUUUCCGGAAAUGUGAAACAACAGUUUUUCCCUUGCAUCUUUGUCACUUUUACUUUUUUGUUAUUUUGUAAUCUUCAGGGUAUGAUACCUUAUAGCUUCACAGUUACAAGUCAUUUUCUCAUUACUUUGGGUCUCUCAUUUUCUAUUUUUAUUGGCAUUACUAUAGUGGGAUUUCAAAGAAAUGGGCUUCAUUUUUUAAGCUUCUUAUUACCCGCAGGAGUCCCACUGCCGUUAGCGCCUUUUUUAGUACUCCUUGAGCUAAUCUCUUAUUGUUUUCGCGCAUUAAGCUUAGGAAUACGUUUAUUUGCUAAUAUGAUGGCCGGUCAUAGUUUAGUAAAGAUUUUAAGUGGGUUCGCUUGGACUAUGCUAUGUAUGAAUGAUCUUUUAUAUUUCAUAGGAGAUCUUGGUCCUUUAUUUAUAGUUCUUGCAUUAACCGGUCCGGAAUUAGGUGUAGCUAUAUCACAAGCUCAUGUUUCUACGAUCUCAAUCUGUAUUUACUUGAAUGAUGCUACAAAUCUCCAUCAAACUUGCUUGUUAUUUAUUUAUAAUUGAACAAAAGCGGGGAUAGAAGUUUCUCGAGCUAGGGUAAGUUCAGCCAAUCGCUCCGGGUUCUUUCACUCACAGAAGACCAAGCCUUGCUACUUGAAUAACAGGUAAUCAGACUUUAGCCUUUCCGUAGUCCCAUAAUUUUAAUUCAGGGGAUGACCCUGAGGAAGAAGCCGAAGGCAUACCCAGAGAAAGGAAGCAUGCUAUAAUUAGGGUAUCACCUAUCGAUGGGAAGCCAGCCAACCCCUCUCCUUUUAUAAUGUCGAGCUACUUCAUACCUUGUUCUAUCAACAACACGCUACUUCGUUCCUCUCCUUAUCAGUCGAGUAUCUCCGCUCCUGACUCUAACAAGUAUGCUUCUAAACUCCAAGCUCUAAAGAACCUGCAAUUAAACAUACCUGUCCCUUAUUCUAUCAAACAAGCUUAAAUCCCUCUCCUUAUAGAAAUGCAACUACGUUCCUUUAGCGGUUAAGUAGGAUUUAUUCAUAAUAGAAGGGAUAGGUUUUAGUCCUGGUUCAAGGUGUGAAGAGAGAGGCUGUCCCAAAAGGACAGGUACAAGACGAAGUGGCAGAAAGAUAGAAGUAUUGCACCCUUCAAUGCCUUUU